CGUAUACUAACCGUAUCAAUUUCCAUCGCAAUUUUGGCAAACUUCAAUCCCAUAACAAGGUAAUUGCUUUCGACGCAAAUUUCAGCAAACGUCAUUUGAACCCCGGAGUUUAUGCAACAAGGAAUCGUGUUCACAGAUUUUAUGAAGAAAUAGAGAAUGAGUUAUAAAGACGAAGGAAUCAUAACAGUUCAAAAAUGUACGAACGACGAUGAAUGGGAAAAACUUCGAUACUGCUUUGAAAAAUCAUUUGAGAAUUAUCCUUUACACACGUAUUACAUGCCAGAAAUCUCGAAACGCGCAGAUUUUUUGAAACGAUACCUAAAUGCCUGCCACUCUGCAACAAAAAAGAAAGAAGGAAUAGUCAUGGCAAUUCAAAAAAACACUGAGAUUAUCGGUGGAUUUAUAUUUGAUCCAAUCCCCAGUUCGGAAAGUAGUUUUGUUUUGGAUUCCGAGAGAUUUACAGAAGCCUAUCUGGAAAACAACAUAGAUCAUCAUUACCCUGAAAGUUUCUCGAGAAUUAAAAGGUAUGAAAGAUGGGAGGAUCAAACAAUAUUGGAAUUAUUCAGGAAGCGUUCGUUAAAGCUGCAGUGGGAAGGUAUGUUUUGUGCAAUUGACCCAAGUUAUCGGGGAGGUGGCAUCGGUUCAAUAUUGACAAACACGAAUCCGUUUGCUAAUGAAAACAUCAGUGUUACAUCAGGCACAAAUUGCAUAAGCGAAACAAGCAAUGCCGCAGAAUUAUUGCUCAAAGCAGACGGACAAAUAAUUGACAUAAACGGCAUAAGAGAAGAAAAAGAUCCAAGACGCAAACUUGUGCCAAUUUUGAUCAUUUGCCACGACCGUCAAUCAGUCGGAUUCAUGCUUAAAAACCGUUGUCAGCUGAUUGCAGAAAAGACUUACAAAGACGAUAUUGAAACUUCUGUGCUACAAUUUCCAGUUUAUUUUUUUAAAGGAGAAAUUAUUGUAGAAAACUACAAAUUGUAAAAACAAAGCAAUAGACUUCACACACACAGGAGCUGAUCUAGUGUCAGUUUUAUCAUUUAAUUUUGGACUAUUAUUCUUUUCUAGU
Messenger RNA from Styela clava, 1066 nucleotides. RefSeq lists its product as uncharacterized. The record is from RefSeq and is a predicted model, not a curated record. Lineage: Eukaryota; Metazoa; Chordata; Ascidiacea; Stolidobranchia; Styelidae.